GUCAAACAUUUGUAUGAAUAUUUAUUUUGGAUGCCACACCGACGGAAGUGCACUCUGGGCAAAUGCUGCUUCUGUAUAUCGCUGUACUGUGGCAGCAUUUUAAUAGCGUUUUACACGAUCAUGUCGGGCCUGCUGAAUGCGGCCACCCUGGCCGAUGACAUUAUCUUCAGGAAAAAUCUGAGCUCUGAUAACUGGGUCAAAUGGUUCAAUAUCGGCCACGUUUGUCUAAUGAUUGCGGCAGCAGUCAUCCUGCUGGUGGCCGUCAUGACCAACCACAUAUUGUCCAUACAGAUAUGGAUGGGACUGUUUGUCGUGCACAUCAUUGGGUACUAUAUUGCCUACCAUGCGGUGAUUAAUGUGCGAAAUCCCUUCUUCAGUAGUGCUCUAUCUACUGUCCUAUAUGUGCUCGUUAUUCUACUGACCCUGGCCAUUGAUAUAUACAGCCUGAUUGUGGUCUAUUCGCGAUACAACCAGUUGAAGAAUCCGCAAGAUUAUAUGCCAAAAUGUGUUGACCGUACUUAGGUGCCCUAAGGGUGUCCUAAGGGUGUCCUAAGGGUGCCCUCUUCAAUUUGGAACUGAUUAAAUCCGUAUUGUGUAUUACA
Drosophila persimilis is the source of this 602-nucleotide messenger RNA. RefSeq lists its product as uncharacterized. The transcript has 4 exons. Lineage: Eukaryota; Metazoa; Arthropoda; Insecta; Diptera; Drosophilidae. The coding region runs from base 31 to 522 and encodes 163 amino acids. The record is from RefSeq and is a predicted model, not a curated record.